CUCGGGCAUCCUCCAUUUUACAUGGGUUGGACCACUUGGACGGAGUAACGACCACGUGGUUCUCGCUAUAUUUGAACGCAUGCCUUCCCGCGCGAAUCGCGCACCGGCAGCGCGAAGGCGCCAGCUAUGCACAGCGAAUGGAGCUAGAAACCGCCGGCGGCGAGCGCGCGCGACGAAGACGAUCCAAAUUUAGGCGCCAGAAUGACUAGAGGAGCGGUCACGCAGGAGGAGGCCGGAGGGAAGGGGGAGACCGGCUCCUCGACCUCUCCGCCGCCGCCGCCGCCGCAAUGGGGUCCCCACCCCGCUCUGCGGUCAUCGCCGUGGCCUUCCUCCUCCUCGCCUCCUCCGGUGAGGCGUUCUUCGACAUCUUCAACUUCUUCCACCCGCACUCGGAGACCGACUACUUCCAGAACGCCUUCGAGGGCACGCCGGAGCAGACGGUGCCCACGCAGACGGAGCAGGAGGAGCGGGGCGCCGCGCCGGCCCUCGCCACGGGCCUCACCAGGGUGCCGGCCGGGGGACCGCCCAGCAAGGCUGCGCAGGACACGGUCGCGCUCCCCGCCGACAAAGGCGGCGGGGCAGUCGGCUCGUGGACCAUCGUCAGCGAAAACUCCGGCGUGUCGGCCAUGCACAUGGUCGUUAUGCGCCAUGGCAAGGCCGUCAUGUUCGAUACCAGCACCACCGGGCGGUCACUCAUGCGGUUGCCCCAGGACAACUGCCGCAUCGACCCGCGCGCCAAGGAGGAGGGCACCAUGGACUGCUGGGCGCACUCCGUCGAGUUCGACUACAACACCGGCGGCCUCCGCCCUCUCAAGAUCUUAACAGACACAUGGUGCUCGUCGGGCGCGUUGGACCCGGACGGCAACCUGGUGCAGACCGGCGGCUACUUCGAGGGCGAGAAGGUUGUGAGGACCCUGAGCCCGUGCGACACCUGCGACUGGCUGGAGCAACCCAACAGCUUCGCCGAGGGGAGAUGGUACGCGACGCAGGUAGCGCUCCCGGACGGCCGGUUCAUCAUGUUCGGCGGUCGCCGCGCCUUCAGCUACGAGUACGUCCCGUGGCCCGGGAAGUCCAACGACAAGGCCGUCCGGUUGCCCUUCUUCCGCGAGACCACCGACGACGUGGAGAACAACCUGUACCCGUUCGUGAACCUCCUCCCCAGCGGCAACCUGUUCCUCUUCGCCAACGACCGCUCCGUCAUCUUCGACGCCAAGUCGAGCAAGAUCGUGCGCGAGCUCCCCAAGCUCGACGGCGGGAGCCGCAACUACCCCGGGUCCGCCAUGUCGACGCUGCUCCCGCUCGACCUCCGCAACGUCACCGGCGACCCGGAGCCGGUGGUGGUCAUCUGCGGCGGGGCGCCCAAGAAGGCCUUCAGGAAAGGCGAGAACAACACGUUCCUGCCGGCGCUCCGCGACUGCGCCCGCAUCAACCUGGCAAGGCCCGACGCGCAGUGGGAGAGCGAGGACAUGCCCGUGGGCCGCGUCAUGGGCGACAUGCUGAUCCUCCCCACCGGCGACCUGCUGCUGCUCAGCGGCGCCGCCAAGGGCUGCGCCGGCUGGGGCUUCGGCAGGCAGCCGGUGCUGACCCCGAUCCUGUACUCGCCGCGCAAGGCGGAGGGCCCGCGGUUCCGGGCGCUGGCGUCGUCCACCAUCGCGCGCAUGUACCACUCCAGCAGCGCCGUGCUGCCCGACGCCACCGUGCUGGUGGCCGGCGGCAACGCCAACGCGGCCUACAACUUCAGCGACGUGGACUUCCCCACCGAGGUGCGCGUGGAGCGGUUCACCCCGCCGUACCUCAGCGAUGAUGGGGCCGCCGACAACCGCGCGGUGAUCGACUUGGCGUCGUUGCCCGUGGACGGGAUGCGGUACGGCGCCCCGUUCGCGUUCCGGUUCUCCGUGACCUCCGAGCCGGCCGUGGUGGAGGCCGACGUGAAGGUCACCUUGUACGCGCCGCCGUUCACCACGCACGGCUGCUCCAUGAACCAGCGGCUGCUGAUCCUGCACUUCACCUCGUACGUCCAGGAGGGACGGAGCUACAGGGUGUGCGUGGACGGGCCGGGCAAGCCGGAGCUAGCGCCGCGGGGGUACUACCUGCUGUUCGUCGUGGCCAAGGGCGUGCCGAGCGUCGGUGUGUGGGUGAAGGUUUGGUGAGAUCGAUCGGCCGAUCGUUGGAUUUUAAUGGGAUCGAUCCCCGUGUGGGUUUCUUUUUCUUUUUUCUUGAUCGGGUUCGGGUGGUCAACCCGUAUUGUACAGAAGUGGAGAGCCAGGCUACUAAUUAAUUGUGUAAAGAGUAAAGUCCAUCAGCGGUCCUUAAACUUGUUUGGAUGUUUCAUUCUGGUCCUUAAACUCGCAAAAUGACCGUUUAAGUA
This is a messenger RNA of Sorghum bicolor (sorghum), 2368 nucleotides long. RefSeq names its product aldehyde oxidase GLOX. Lineage: Eukaryota; Viridiplantae; Streptophyta; Magnoliopsida; Poales; Poaceae. The transcript is spliced from 2 exons. The record is from RefSeq and is a predicted model, not a curated record. Bases 288 to 2150 code for a protein of 620 amino acids.